CUCCCUUUCUGUAACUCUGCCAGCACCUUUCAUACUGUAACACACUCUCUCUCUCUUCGGCGGAGCUCAUAUAGGGUUUUGUUGUUUGAAUCAGAGCAAUGUUGAGGAGGAACAUAAGAUUGAGGAGAGAGUACCUAUACAGGAAGAGCUUGGAGGGCAAAGAGCGUUUGCUUUACGAGAAGAAGCGCAAAAUCAAGGAAGCCUUAGAAGAGGGGAAACCAAUCCCCACCGAGCUCAGAAACGAAGAAGCAGCCCUUCGCCAAGAAAUCGACCUUGAGGAUGAACACACUGCUAUUCCAAGGUCAACAAUCGAUGAUGAGUAUGCAAAUGCAACAGAAAGAGACCCUAAAAUUUUGCUAACCACAUCCCGCAACCCGAGUGCUCCUCUUACACAGUUUGUAAAGGAGCUGAAGAUUGUAUUCCCUAAUGCACAACGAAUGAACCGUGGUGGUCAGGUUAUAUCUGAAAUUAUUGAAACCUGCCGGGCUCAUGAUUUUACAGAUGUCGUGUUAGUACAUGAGCAUCGUGGUGUACCGGAUGGACUAAUUAUAAGCCAUCUACCUUUUGGUCCAACUGCUUAUUUUGGAUUACUCAAUGUGGUUACACGGCAUGACAUCAAAGACAAGAAAGCCAUGGGAACAAUGCCCGAGGCUUACCCACAUUUGAUUCUUAACAACUUCUCAACUAAGCUUGGUGAAAGGACAGCUAACAUUUUAAAACAUCUAUUUCCAGUGCCCAAGUUUGAUGCAAAACGUAUCAUCACUUUCGCUAAUCAAUCAGACUAUAUUUCGUUCAGGCAUCAUAUCUAUGAGAAACGUGGAGGUCCUAAGUCAAUUGAGCUGAAGGAGAUUGGUCCUCGGUUUGAAUUGCGGCUGUAUCAGAUCAAGCUGGGAACAAUGGAUCAAGGUGAAGCCCAGGUUGAGUGGGUCAUUAGACCAUACAUGAACACAACCAAAAAACGGAAGAUUCUUGGAGAUUGAGCGAACCUUAAUUUGAUUUCAAGCCUUUUUUUGUGGAUCUUAGAGCAGUUGUAAGGUUGUUCUUUUGUAGACUAGGCGUCACAAAUUCAAGUCAUAGAACUAGUAUUUCCACAUGAUGGGCACGCCCUCUAAAGGGCGAAAGUCUUGUGCAUUAAGGCUGCUUGACUUUGUACGGAAACUAGUUCUAUUUGUGGUUAGUUUGAUAAGUUAUUAGUAGAAGGAAUCAGUAUCUCUCUCCACGCACCCAGGUGAAAAAGAUGACAUUUUUCGUUUUUUCCCUGGCCAUAUUUUUUCUGUUCAUUCAAUAAGAACACAACACAUGCAAAUUUUUAUUUUACGGCU
This is a messenger RNA of Ilex paraguariensis (yerba mate), 1322 nucleotides long. The record is from the annotation of a GenBank genome assembly. NCBI's taxonomy places the organism in Eukaryota, Viridiplantae, Streptophyta, Magnoliopsida, Aquifoliales, Aquifoliaceae.